Molecule: messenger RNA, 762 nt
Organism: Closterium sp. NIES-65
Lineage: Eukaryota; Viridiplantae; Streptophyta; Zygnematophyceae; Desmidiales; Closteriaceae
Source: the annotation of a GenBank genome assembly
AUGCGGACCGAUGACAACGUUCCGCUACUGAAGCGGAGGCUGCGCCAUCACCUACAGUCCCAGUCGAAGCGGGCCCGCGUGGUGCUCUCUGACGACGACAGUACGGGGGAGGAGCGUCGCCCGAUACUCACCGCUGCGGAGAAGGGAAAAGCCAAGGUCGCGGAAGCCCCUGCUAAGGCCCUUGCUCGUCGCCGCACAAGCAACAAGAAGCGGACAUCCAACAGAGACCCGGGAUCCAGCAAGGGUGCGGCUAAGAAGAAGGCGCCAAAUCCUGACGACAUCGUCGUGAACGAGACGCUGGGAAGCAAUGAUGAGUACGCGGCGGCGGCGGGCCUGAUUCCCAGGGAACCUGCGGAGGCCUCCGCACCCCGUGGUGUUGCAGUGGAUCGCGGAGGCUUGGGAUCAAGCGACAACUCGCGCCUGCUCGGUCAGGCUCCAGAAGAGGAGAAGGAGGAGGAGGAGGAGGAGGAGGAGGAGGAGGAGGAGGAGGAGGAGGAGGAGGAGGAGGAGGAGGAGGAGGAGGAGGAGGAGGAGGAGGAGGAGGAGGAGGAGGCGAUGCAGGCGGAGGGCGUGCGGGAGGUGGCCGUGGAAACCGGCCUGGAGGUGCUGUACCAGGAGACCCCCAACUACCGCGGAGUGGCGGCCGAGGCUGACCGCAUGAUCGAGCCUAGGGAGACGGCUAGGCAUGCCUGGCGAGUGCCAGACCUGGGUGUAGAGCCUAAUGUUAGUGCAUGUGAGAAGGCGGUGACUGAGGGGGGUUAG